AUGUCAUGUGACCUGUCCACUUUAUCAGCUGUGCUGCUGUUGGUGGCACAGCAGCAGCAACAACAGUCGCGACAACAACGACAAAUUGAUCAUUAUUCAAUUUUUCACGCUCAUAAUUUGUUCGUAGACGAUGAGACGGUUGAGUCAUUUGAUACGCAUAGUUUUAAUUAUAUCAAUAACAAUGACAUGAACAAUAACAAAAAUGACAUUAACAACAGCAACAACCACCACAAGAUUAAAAUCUUCAACAACAACAACAUCAUCAACAACAACAAAAACAACGACAUAAACAACAAUAUAAAAAAAAUCAACAGUAAUCUUAAUCACAAAAAUAUCGUCAACAGUGACAUAAUCAAGAAAAAAAAUCGGAAUAAUUUGAUCAAUUCAGAAAAGGACAACAACAACAAUAACAACAAUAUUAAUGACGAUGAAAUUGAUAUUAAUUAUAAUGGCAAUAACGAUGACAACAAUGAUGAUGGUGGUGAUGAUGAUGAUGAUAGCAACAACGAGACAUCACACGGAGACUCAACUACUGCUUAUCGGGGUAACCAUGUGGAAAAAGAAGGCUUAGAAUACUACAUCAAAAACACGCAACAACGUACAAGCAACAAGCAACCAGAUACAGGCAACACACAACAACAUACAACCAAACCGCGACAACAUACAACCAACACGCAACAACAAGUAGGCAUAACGCAACAACAUGCAGCAGCUAUGCAAUAUCAUACAGACAGUAAAACAGGCAUUGUUCAUUUAUCAACUAUUCAAAACAACAACAGUAACGACAACAACAACACCAGUGACCCAAAUUUCAGCAAAAACGUCAAAAUUGCUAACCACACAAACACAAAAAAACUGAACAACAACAAAAAGAACAACAGCAUUCGGAGAUCGCUGAUGGAGUUGAGCACGUUGGAGUACGACCCAGGAAGAGCAGAGUUCGUACGCAACAACAACAAACACCAACUGAACGCCACCUUUUCCAAACUUGGCAGCAUCAAAAACGUCGAGACUUCCUUCCUCAAACAGAUAAACAAAUAUGAUCCAUCAUUGUAA
Helobdella robusta is the source of this 1056-nucleotide messenger RNA. RefSeq lists its product as hypothetical. The transcript is spliced from 3 exons. The coding region runs from base 1 to 1056 and encodes 351 amino acids. Lineage: Eukaryota; Metazoa; Annelida; Clitellata; Rhynchobdellida; Glossiphoniidae. The record is from RefSeq and is a predicted model, not a curated record.